UUAAAGGGUCUGGCAAGCAAACCUGCACUUCCCGAGCGCGAAUUAACUCGUCCAGUGUGGACUGUGUGUGUGCACAUCCUCCGAACUCUAAUGAACUGACCAGGACCAUUGUUACCAGUUGAAAUGAGUUCUCAGAAAUGAGCAUAGUGCUGUUAGAGCCACCAUGUAACAGACGGAUGUGAGUCCAAGCUCAUCACUUCUUCAUGCCAACCCUCUUUGACUGGGUAGGAUCUUGUCUCUCCAUCGUUGAUCUGGAUUGCUGGCUGGCUAGGAGAAGGAGUUGUUCAUGUAGUGUUUUAGUUAAGCUGAGUCACCAUGAGUAGUAGUUUAGGAAAAGAAAAAGACUCUAAAGAGAAAGAUCCCAAAGUACCAUCUGCCAAGGAAAGAGAAAAAGAGUCAAAAGCCUCUGGAGGUUUUGGGAAAGAGAGCAAAGAAAAAGAACCUAAAACCAAAGGGAAAGAUGCCAAAGAUGGAAAGAAGGAGUCCAGUGCUGCCCAGCCGGGCGUGGCUUUUUCAGUCGACAAUACCAUCAAACGGCCAAAUCCAGCACCUGGCACUAGAAAAAAGUCCAGCAAUGCUGAGGUCAUUAAGGAGCUUAACAAAUGCCGGGAGGAGAACUCAAUGCGGUUGGACUUAUCCAAGAGGUCUAUACAUAUACUGCCACCAUCAAUCAAAGAGUUGACUCAACUCACAGAACUUUAUUUAUACAGUAACAAAUUGCAGUCCCUCCCAGCAGAGGUGGGCUGUCUAGUCAGUCUCAUGACGCUGGCUCUCAGUGAGAAUUCACUCACCAGUUUGCCUGACUCUCUUGAUAACUUGAAGAAGUUGCGGAUGCUUGAUUUACGGCAUAAUAAACUGAGAGAAAUUCCUUCAGUGGUGUAUAGGCUAGACUCUCUCACCACUCUCUAUCUUCGCUUUAAUCGCAUAACUACUGUGGAAAAGGACAUCAAAAACCUGCCGAAGCUCAGCAUGCUCAGCAUCCGAGAGAACAAAAUCAAGCAGCUGCCUGCUGAAAUCGGCGAAUUAUGUAACCUCAUUACCCUGGAUGUAGCUCACAAUCAACUUGAACACCUUCCAAAGGAGAUUGGGAACUGCACACAGAUAACCAACCUUGACUUGCAGCACAAUGACCUACUGGACCUCCCAGAUACAAUAGGAAACCUGUCCAGUUUAAAUCGCCUUGGCCUGAGAUACAAUAGAUUGUCAGCAAUACCCAGAUCAUUAGCAAAAUGCAGUGCACUUGAGGAGUUAAAUCUAGAGAACAAUAACAUUUCUACUCUACCAGAGAGUCUUUUAUCCAGUCUUGUAAAAUUGAAUAGCUUGACCUUAGCUAGAAAUUGCUUCCAGUUAUAUCCAGUGGGAGGUCCAUCUCAGUUUUCCACCAUUUAUUCCCUCAACAUGGAACACAAUCGAAUCAACAAAAUCCCAUUUGGCAUUUUUUCCAGAGCUAAAGUGUUAAGUAAGCUGAAUAUGAAGGACAAUCAGUUAACAUCACUUCCGUUGGAUUUUGGAACGUGGACCAGUAUGGUAGAGUUGAACUUAGCGACUAAUCAGCUCACAAAGAUCCCAGAGGACGUGUCUGGCCUCGCUUCUCUCGAGGUUCUGAUAUUAUCCAACAACCUUCUAAAGAAACUUCCCCACGGCCUUGGAAACCUUAGAAAGUUACGAGAGUUGGACCUGGAGGAGAACAAGCUGGAGUCCUUGCCCAAUGAGAUCGCGUAUCUCAAGGAUCUGCAGAAAUUAGUCUUGACAAACAACCAGUUGAGCACGCUUCCCAGAGGCAUCGGCCACCUUACCAACCUCACGCACCUUGGUCUCGGAGAGAACCUGCUGACUCACCUCCCUGAGGAAAUUGGUACACUGGAAAACCUAGAAGAACUGUAUCUGAACGACAACCCCAACCUUCACAGCCUCCCCUUUGAGCUUGCUCUCUGCAGCAAGCUGUCAAUCAUGAGUAUUGAGAACUGUCCACUCAGUCACCUCCCACCUCAAAUUGUUGCUGGAGGGCCUUCGUUCAUCAUUCAGUUCUUAAAGAUGCAGGGUCCGUAUCGUGCCAUGGUCUGAUAGAAACUGCUGGUCCCACACACUGUUCAAAAAUAGACUGCCAUUAAUCUUUCAUAUCUGUAUCUGUAUCUGUGUGGAUAUUGAUCUAUGGCAGAUUUAUAAAGACUGCAUUAUGUGUUUCUGCUAAUAGAGGAAUCAUAGCCAUUUAGAUUUUUUUAAUUCUGUAAAGAAAAAAAAAAGCUUAUAUAAGUUUUCUUUGCUAAGUUUGAUUUUUCUGUUGUGUAAUCUGAUAUGCCAGUUUGUUUAAAAAUCUUCCAACAAAUUAUGAAAUCAUUAAAUUUAAGGGACAAAAUAGUAUAGUUAAAUAUAUGUUUCUCUUAGGAAAAUGUGGGCCAAAAAUUUUGUUGCAUCUUUUCAUAUAUACAUUUCCCCUUAAAAUUGUCAUAUCUUUAUAACAGCAUAGACCCUGAAGGUAGAAUUUUUCUUUAACUUAUUUUGAAAUUUGAAAUUUAAAUUUUAUAUAUUGUUUACAAUCGGAGUGAAUCACUGGAUUAAUUUGAUUUGCUCUGUUUUAAUCACAGAGUUUAUAUUCUGUUAAAGAAUUUUCAUCAGUUUAAAUAUUAAAAGAUACUUUGUUGAAACAGCUGGCAAACAGAAAAUAUACAUUUAGAAAUCAGAAUUUCCAUUAGUUUUAUUUUUCCAGUGAACUGUAAAGCAAAUAUCUGAAGUGAAUCUUUGGGGCGGGGGUACUGGAACGUUUCCUAGAAUAAGUAUGUUUCACUGUGUGGGAGCAGAAAUCUGUGGUGAAAGGUUUUCCUUUUCUUUUUUCUUCUCUUCUCUUCUCUUCUCUUCUCUUCUCUUCUCUUCUCUUCUCUUCUCUUCUCUUCUCUUCUCUUCUCUUCUCUUCUUUUCAUUCCCAUUCCUGAAAGUUGCAGAUCCACAAAAAUUUAACAGAAAUUUGGCAAGGAAAUAAAUAACACAUAAACACACAUUCUAUAUAUGUAUAUACAAUGCCAUAUAGAUAUGUAUUUAUUAUGUCAUAAACUACAAUAGGUAACGUUAAAGACCUCUCCCUUCACUUGUACAUUGAGAUGAGUGUCUCUCGAAAGACUGCAGUACAUGUGCGUUUCAAGUUCAGGUAACAGUGUACUAUGGUUUUAUAUCUAGGCUCGCCUUGUCCAUCUGUCUGUUCGGGGGUAUCUGUGUCUAAGCACAAUAUCUUCACACUGUGCUGUAUUGCUGCUGAACUAAAUGCACUUUCCCCAUCCGCGGGGCCCUGGCUUCAAACAACUCAGUUCAGUCCUGUUACCUUCAGUCUCGUCGCUCCUUGGGUAGUGGUGGUAGUACAGCUACGGAGAAUGGCACAUUGCAUUGACACCAUUGGGAGUUCCGUGGCAGUUAUGUAGGACGUGCAUGGACUCUUUGAUAAUGUUUUCUUUUGCUUUUCUGCCUUUAUGAAUAUCCACUGUAAAUGUGUACCCCUUAUGUAGCAUUCUUAUUUUUGGUAGUGUUUGUCUUAAGUCAAUUUAAUUAUUGAGAACUCCCCCACCCCCAGAACAGGCGCAUCCUCGAUACAAUCCUGAAACACACCUUCCAUACAAUGAAUGACUAUUAUACAUAAGGAAAUAUUGCUGCUUGUUCUUUUGUGCACCCCCCACCCCCAUUUUUAAGUAUUUUGUCCUAAACUGUUUUUAAAAAUUAAAACUGUAAUAUCAAGAUAAACAUUUGGAUUUUUGCUUUUCCUGGCACUCAAACUCAAGACUGGGUUUGAGGUCAAAUCUGUGUUCAUAAUUGUUCAAAUUUGUAAGGAACAACUAAGAAAUGGAAGGCAGGUAAAGAUAUAAAACCCUAGAAUACCUAAAUGUGCUGUAAAACUAUUGUAGAUGUUCACUGGAUUUUACAAAGUAAUAGCCUUUCUCCUUUUCCAUCUACUGUGGCUUUUCAGUUAAGAUUUUGUUUAUAAAAGGAAUUUAUUACAGUUCUA
Messenger RNA from Mus caroli (Ryukyu mouse), 3988 nucleotides. It is a transcript of the gene Shoc2, whose product is annotated as SHOC2 leucine rich repeat scaffold protein. Gene Ontology annotation, cellular component: cytoplasm. The record is from RefSeq and is a predicted model, not a curated record. NCBI's taxonomy places the organism in Eukaryota, Metazoa, Chordata, Mammalia, Rodentia, Muridae. Gene Ontology annotation, molecular function: protein binding.